Molecule: messenger RNA, 2126 nt
Organism: Sinocyclocheilus grahami
Lineage: Eukaryota; Metazoa; Chordata; Actinopteri; Cypriniformes; Cyprinidae
Product: protein translocase subunit SecA-like
Exons: 2
Biological process (GO): protein targeting; intracellular protein transport
Molecular function (GO): ATP binding
Source: RefSeq, a predicted model, not a curated record
GCCCCAUUCAGCUCCUCUCUCAACUUCUGUCUGAAAUCAUUACUGAAAAUAAAAACAUUGAUCAACACAGUAUUGUGCAGAUGGCUGUUGACACAGGAAUUAAGCCUAUACAAUCAUCAAAGCAAAUGCAAGAAAACAUGAAAAAUGUUCUAAAACAACUAGAUAAUGGAAGUGUUGACCAAAAAGUAUCAUUUCUAAACAUGCUUGUGAGAAAUUUACCAGAGUAUUUCUUCAAAUUAUACCAGGAAACGCCUGAUGGGACUUUAAGGAGACUGAAUGAAAUCAGUCCUGCAGAUACAAAUAAGAGACAAGAAAUAUCUAUUCUUCUACUGGGAAAUGGAAAAUGUCGUGUUGUGCACUUUGAGGAGGACUCAAUGGAUCCAUCAUUAAGGAAAAAGAUUCAAAAGUCAUAUCAGCCUGAAUCAGCGAAAGAACAAAAUGAAUCUCGUAUCCCAGGCCUAGAAGAUCUCAUCAGUGGCAAGAUGCAAACUUGGUUUGGAAGUGCUUUGCUAGCCACAAAAUUGACUCUAGGCCACGAAUAUGUCCUUCAUGGAGAUGGAGUCGCUCCUGUCGAUUACAGUUCAACUGGUGUCGUGCAGAAUGAAAUGCGAUGGGGGGAAGGACUUCAGCAGUUUCUGGAGAUGAAACACCAAACUAAACUGUCUAACAUGACUCUAAUCACAAACUUCAUGUCUAAUGUGGGUUUAUUCAAGAAAUACAAAAACAAGAUCUAUGGGCUCACAGGCACUUUGGGUGACCAAACAGAGCUUGACAUGCUGAAGAAACUCUACAAUGGAAUUGACACCUGUAAGAUUCCCUCAUUUAGACGAAGGAAACUUUAUGAGUUGGAGGGUUUGGUGAUAGCUGAAGAAGACGAGUGGAUCAGGACCGUCUGUAAUGUUGUUAAACAUCAAGUGACCUCCACAGUUUAUCGAGGUCCACGAGCAGCUCUCGUCAUCUGUGAAACCAUCAAUCGUGCAGAAAUAUUUCACAAGACUCUUGCAGACACCAUUUCAAAAGACAAACUAAAACUUUAUGUGAAUAACAACAUGGAUAACUCUAAGAUAAUAUAUAAUAAAGUUCAAGCAGGGGACGUCAUCAUUGCAACUAAUCUAGCAGGUCGAGGUACAGACCUAAAGGUCAGUGAAAGUGUAAAUGAGGCUGGAGGUCUGUUUGUGGUGCAAACCUUCUUACCUCUGAACGUCCGUGUCGAACAGCAAGCAUUUGGACGAACGGCUCGUCAAGGGAGUCCAGGAUCUGCUCAAAUCAUCAUGUGUGCCAGCCAUUUUUCUGACUCUCUUAAACUAGUGAUGAGCCUAAACACAUCUUUUACCAGUUUAUUCAGCCAUCUGAACCAUCUUACAACUACACUGAUGUCACAGGGUCUUUUUGAGGAAGCAGUUAAUCGCACAUAACAGCAUAACAGCUUUCAAAGUCAUAAGGCAAUGGUCUCUGCUCUCACAGGACUCUUAACAAUGAAAUCAUUCCGAAAGCAAUCAAGCAAUCUAGAAAAGGCAAAAGAUGCCAGAAAUAUUCUGGUGAACAUCAGACUCUCUGGGUUUCUUGAAAAAGACAUUCCAAAAAUCACAAAAAAGGAAGAUCUUUUCUCUGUCUACCUUGAAAUUUUGAAUGGUGUUUAUGAAGAUGAUGUUUUUUCAGACCAGCGUGAUGUAAUCGUGUCCUCUCUUCAUGAGUGCUGGGGUUUGUGGCUCCUGAUGAACUCCAGUGAGGAAAAGCCCACUGAGAUGAUGAAGGAACAGCUGAAGCUGGACUUGUCGAAUGCAAAGCGAAAACUUUUGUGCAAACAGUCCCCAUCCUCCAUGGUCUACUAUUACAUCAGGUCUGGAAACAAUCUCCGUGAGAAGGGCAGCCUUACUGAAAGCAUUGAGAUGUUCACCAAAGCUUUGGGGGACGGUAUUUGCUGGGAGAUUAUUCCUCUCUAUAAUCGUGCAUUGGCCACUAUUAAGAAGAAAGACAUUGACUAUAUUGCACGAGCAUUGGCUGACCUGCAAAGGGCUGACAUGGCAAUAGAUUCAUACAAGUCUCAUCUGGCACAGAUUCUGACAUAUGUGAAGUCAUCAAGCCAAGAGCCAAAAGUGGACGGGGAUACUUUGCUCUCCAAACAG